AUGCCAGGUUUGUGGACUUGUCUCACCAAUAUAGUAAAUAAAUAAACACUAUAUGUAUAUUAAAAAAUACUAUAAUUUUUUAAUACUAUAUUUUUUUAAUACACAGGUCAGGAAGAAGAAACUUGCAAAAGUUCUCAAACAGAUUGUAUCCAAGUUGACAUGGUUGGAUGUCAAACUGAACUUACAGUCAAAAAUAUGAAAGAUUUGGAAGAUGCCGCCACAUCAAUACUUGCUGCGACAAAGAAGCAACUGUGUUCUACGCAAUUAAAUGAAGAUGCGUUUUUAAACGACAAUGAGAAAACAAAGUUUUACACAGGUCUACCAAAUUUUACAAUCCUGAUGCAUGUUUUCAAUCUGCUGACACCUUAUAUCAAAUCUGGUACAAGAACAUCUUUGUCAAAAUUCCAACAAUUCAUUCUUGUGUUGAUGCGAACGAGACUUGAUGCUCUCCUGCAAGACCUUGCAUAUAGAUUUAGUAUUUCUGUUGCAACCGCGAGCAGAAUAUUUGAAAGAUGGAUUGAUGUAAUGAAUAUCCAAUUGAAAUUCUUGAACCUGUGGCCAGAGCAUGAAGAACUAAGGCGUACAAUGCCUGCAGUGUUUAAACAAAACUUGGCAACAAAGUUGCAGUUAUAA
This is a messenger RNA of Paramuricea clavata, 633 nucleotides long. NCBI's taxonomy places the organism in Eukaryota, Metazoa, Cnidaria, Anthozoa, Malacalcyonacea, Plexauridae. The record is from the annotation of a GenBank genome assembly.